AUCCUUAGUCUGAAGAAGAAGUAGUAUCUUUUUCACGGUCUAUUUACAUUGAAACAAACAAUCUUAAACUUACUUUUUGGCUAAAACAACGAUAGUAACUGGACGACUUCAUUAUUUUGCCAAGUACAAAGACGACGCUUAUAAAAUGCGCAAUCAUUAUUACAGAUCCUAAUUCAUUAGAAGUUGCUUAUUAUUAGCAGAGUUAAUUGACAUACUUAACUUGCGCAAUUUAUACGCCCAAAGGUUAUCUGGUACUCGAUACAGUAACGAAAAUACUCGAGUAAUACACAGUCAUUAACAAGUGCUACUACACACGCGAAUAAAGUAUCACAACAAAAUGAAUACUAUUUUGGCAGUGUUCAUCGCUUGUGUUUUACCUUCAGUAUUUACUGUUACUCGUAAAUUCACUAUAGACGAGAAUUGGGUGUGCAACGUGAAACGGUCGUGCUUAGAGUGCCUAAGACUGAGUCAGUGUUCUUGGUGCCAAGCGGAAAAUAGAUGCUUUUCAAGGAAAUUGCCUACUUUUGAAGAUUUUUGUAGAGAUAAUUCAACAGAAUAUCAAAAUUAUAGAUUAAGUUUUAUGGACAACGCGAAGUGUUCAUGUGCCGGAGGCCACUUGGAAGAGAACUGCUACCCUCCGGGAGUGACGGAGGGCCCGAAAUGCACUGGUCGAGGUGCAUGCAUCUGCGGCCGCUGCGCUUGCAACCCUAUGCCUGACCCGGAACACCCUACGAAGAUGGUGAUGGGUGAAUUUUGUGAAUUCGAUAACUUCUCCUGCGAAGGGCCGCGAUGCAACGAGGGACCGUUUUUACACAAUGAUAUAAAAAAUUUGAAUAAUGAAACGGUUGAGGAAAACGCCGAAGAAUAUUAAUACAAUUUAUUUAGGUGUAGGUUUUUUUAUGUAGGUUUGUGCGGAUUUUUUUUUGUUUCAGAAACACACUACAUAUUUAAAUAGUCAUAAUACUUAUCAUAAAAUAUUAUAAAUAGAAUAGAUGGAAUAAAUAAUGUUUUUAAUUUGCAAAGUCA
Messenger RNA from Ostrinia nubilalis (European corn borer), 1026 nucleotides. RefSeq names its product integrin beta-6-like. Bases 338 to 871 code for a protein of 177 amino acids. The transcript has 3 exons. The record is from RefSeq and is a predicted model, not a curated record. Lineage: Eukaryota; Metazoa; Arthropoda; Insecta; Lepidoptera; Crambidae.